This is a messenger RNA of Trematomus bernacchii (emerald rockcod), 1241 nucleotides long. Its product is annotated as guanine nucleotide exchange factor DBS-like. Gene Ontology annotation, biological process: intracellular signal transduction; positive regulation of Rho protein signal transduction. Gene Ontology annotation, cellular component: cytoplasm; extrinsic component of membrane. The record is from RefSeq and is a predicted model, not a curated record. Gene Ontology annotation, molecular function: guanyl-nucleotide exchange factor activity. Lineage: Eukaryota; Metazoa; Chordata; Actinopteri; Perciformes; Nototheniidae. The transcript has 13 exons. The coding region runs from base 146 to 1066 and encodes 306 amino acids.
UUCAGAUCAACAGAGAAAAGAGAGGAGAUACUCGGCUGAUAAUGCCAUCUGUAAAAGGGUGGAGUCUCCCAUACAUAACGGUGGCACUAGACAUGUGUCUCUCUCAGAAGAAGAGGAAAACCUGGCAGUACUUCGGCGCCACGUGAUGAAUGAGCUUCUGGAGACGGAGAGAGCUUAUGUGGAGGAGCUGCUGUGCGUGCUGGAGGGCUAUGCAGCGGAGAUGGAGAACCCAGCCAUGGCUCACCUCAUCCCCAGCACCCUGCUGAGCAAGAGGGUCGUUCUGUUUGGAAACAUGUCUGAAAUCUACCAGUUUCAUAAGAGGACGUUUCUAAAGGAACUGGAAGCGUACACUGACUGCCCAGAACUAGUGGGCCGCUGCUUUUUAGAGAGGAUGAAGGACCUGCAGAUCUACGAGGCGUACUGUCAGAAUAAACCUCGCUCUGAGAGUUUGUGGAGACAGUGCUCCGACUGUGCCUUCUUCCAGGAGUGCCAGAAGAAGCUGGAACAUAAACUUGGUUUGGACUCCUACCUCCUUAAACCUGUCCAGAGAAUCACCAAGUACCAGCUCCUGCUAAAGGAGUUGUUGAAGUACAGUAAGGGGUGUGAUGGCUGUGAUGACCUGCAGGAAGCUCUCUCCUCCAUCCUGGGGAUCCUGAAGGCUGUGAACGACUCCAUGCACCUCAUCGCCAUCACAGGAUACGAGGGUAACCUGUCAGAUCUGGGUCGUCUGAUGAUGCAGGGCUCCUUCAGCGUGUGGACGGAGCAUAAGAAAGGUCACGCCAAGGUUAAAGAUCUGGCCCGGUUUAAGCCCAUGCAGCGGCACCUGUUCCUGCACCAGAAGGCCCUGCUGUUCUGCAAGAGGAGGGAGGAGAACGGGGAGGGCUACGAGAAAGCUCCGUCGUACAGCUUCAAACACUCCCUCAGUAUCAACAGAGAAAAGAGAGGAGAUACUCGGCUGAUAAUGCCAUCUGUAAAAGGGUGGAGUCUCCCAUACAUAACGGUGGCACUAGACAUGUGUCUCUCUCAGAAGAAGAGGAAAACCUGGCAGUACUUCGGCGCCACGUGAUGAAUGAGCUUCUGGAGACGGAGAGAGCUUAUGUGGAGGAGCUGCUGUGCGUGCUGGAGGGCUAUGCAGCGGAGAUGGAGAACCCAGCCAUGGCUCACCUCAUCCCCAGCACCCUGCUGAGCAAGAGGGUCGUUCUGUUUGGAAACAUGUCUGAAAUCUACCAGUUUCAUAAGAG